Aspergillus ochraceoroseus IBT 24754 is the source of this 690-nucleotide messenger RNA. RefSeq names its product GNAT family N-acetyltransferase. The transcript has 3 exons. The coding region runs from base 1 to 690 and encodes 229 amino acids. NCBI's taxonomy places the organism in Eukaryota, Fungi, Ascomycota, Eurotiomycetes, Eurotiales, Aspergillaceae. The record is from RefSeq and is a predicted model, not a curated record. Gene Ontology annotation, molecular function: acyltransferase activity, transferring groups other than amino-acyl groups.
AUGGAUAUCCAAAUCCUCCCUCUGACCCAAUUGGACAUUCCGCAGGCCGUAGAAUGCAUCCAGACCGUCUUCGUGGACGAUCCGUACUUCCUGUACUUGUUUAACCCUUCAACCUAUAAUCGCGCCCGGAAUACCGCGUCACUGUCCGCUCACUUCCUCCACGGCCUCGGCUGCAAUGCCCCUAUCUAUGUCGCAAAAUACCAAAAUCGAGUCGUUGGGGUCUGCUGGUGGAUAUCACCUCGUCCGGCAUCAUCGCCACCAUCCCUCUCCGAGAGGGUGCACGACUGGAUCCUCUCCUUCCGCCAACUGCUCGCCAAUAUUCGCUACGCUGGCCGUGGCGGACUCCGCGUCGACCGCUACCUACAAUGGAAAGAGCUCCAGGCCGAAAGCCAGGCCGAGACUUGGUCUAGUCCCCAGGGGUACUACUUCUGUAAUGUUAUCGCCGUGCGAGCAGAGACACGGGGCAAGGGGGUCGGACGCAAACUCGUAGAGGCUGUUACGCAAAGAGCAGAUGCAGAGGGGGUACCAUGUUACCUAGAAAGUUCCAAAGGAGUCCCUAAUCUACUUAUCUAUGAGAAGCUGGGCUUUGAGUUGGUGAGUGAGAUCGAGUGCGUAGAUGGCAAAGACAUCUGUACGAUGUAUGGUAUGAUCCGGUCUCCGAAGAAAAGGGACGGUAAAUAUUAUGAUUGA